This is a messenger RNA of Orycteropus afer afer, 2839 nucleotides long. Lineage: Eukaryota; Metazoa; Chordata; Mammalia; Tubulidentata; Orycteropodidae. The record is from RefSeq and is a predicted model, not a curated record.
UAUUAUUAGCAAGUGGGAAGUAUGGCGGUGGCGCGCGUUGAGGCAGCUUUGCCUCCGGGAGAAGGAUCAGUGGUCAAUUGGUCAGGGCAAGGACUACAGAAAAUAGGUUCCAAUUUACCCUGUGAAGCUGAUAUUCAUACUUUGAUACUAGAUAAAAACCAAAUUAUUAAACUGGAAAAUCUUGAGAAAUGCAGACGAUUAUCACAGUUGUCAGUGGCAAAUAAUCGACUGGUGAGGAUGAUGGGUGUGGCCAAACUGACCCAACUCCGGGUAUUAAAUUUGCCACAUAAUAGCAUUGGCUAUGUGGAAGGACUAAAGGAACUAGUACAUUUGGAAUGGCUGAAUUUGGCAGGAAAUAAUCUCAAGGCCAUGGAACAAAUCAACAGCUGCACAGCUCUCCAGCACCUGGAUUUAUCAGACAAUAAUAUACCCCAGAUAGGUGAUCUAUCUAAAUUGGUAUCCCUGAAGACCCUGCUUUUACAUGGAAACAUCAUCACCUCUCUCAGAAUGGCACCUGCUUAUCUGCCCAGAAAUCUUGCUAUACUUUCCUUGGCAGAAAAUGAAAUCCGAGACUUAAAUGAGAUCUCUUUUUUGGCAUCCUUAACUGAAUUGGAACAGUUGUCGAUUAUGAACAAUCCUUGUGUGAUGGCAACGCCUUCCAUUCCAGGGUUUGAUUAUCGACCAUACAUUGUCAGCUGGUGCUUGAACCUCAGAGUCCUGGAUGGAUACAUGAUUUCUCAGAAGGAAAGUUUGAAAGCUGAAUGGCUCUAUAGUCAAGGCAAGGGAAGAGCAUAUCGGCCCAGCCAGCACAUCCAGCUUGUCCAAUAUUUGGCUACAGUGUGUCCUCUCACUUCUACACUGGGUCUUCAAACUGCAGAGGAUGCCAAACUAGAGAAAAUUCUGAGCAAGCAGAGAUUUCACCAGAGACAGUUGAUGAAUCAAAGCCAGAAUGAAGAAUUAUCUUCUCUUGCUUCUGUUGAAACAAAGUCACCCCUCGUACCUGAGCAUUCAAGUCCUGUUCAAGAUUGCCAAAUAGUCCUGGAAAGUGAGUCUACUUUUAUGCCAGUUGCAUCAGGAUUAUCACCAGUAUCACCUACAGUUGAGCUGAGGCUGCAGGGUAUUGAUUUGGACCUAGAAGAUGAUGGUGUUGCAGAUGAUUCUGUGAAAGGGCUGGAAAACCAGGACAUGACUAAGGAAGAGGAAAAGGCUUUAUGGGCUGCAAAUGAGAAUUCUGUUAAAAUAAUGCAAAAUGAGAUCAGUGCAGAGGUAAAUGAGAAAACUGGGCUGUUACCUUGUUCUGAACCAACAAGUGCUCUCUUGAAGGAUGGUAACCAUAGUCUUACAUCUCUUCCUAAGUCAGCUGGACACAGUGUUCUCCAUACAAAGCCAGAUAGUGAGGAAACCAUCUCUCAAACAGCCUUAGAGAAACUUUCCUAUAGAAUUUCAACCCAAAGAUCUGUUGCUUUGAGGCAAGAUAAAAUCGCCCCUCAGAAAUUGAAUGAAGCAGCCACCAAACUUCAGGCCUGUUGGCGGGGCUUUUAUGCCAGGAACUACAACCCUCAAGCCAAAGAUGUGCGUUAUGAAAUUCGGCUGCGUAGAAUGCAGGAACACAUUGUCUGCUUAACUGAUGAAAUAAAGAGAUUGAGAAAAGAAAGAAACGAAGAACAUAUUAAAAAGUGUGUGCAAGAAGAGGCUGUCAGAUUCCUUUGGAACCAGGUAAGGUCUCUACAAGCUUGGCAACAGACCGUGGACCAGCGCCUCAGUUCCUGGCAUACUGAUGUUCCUAUGUCAAGUACUGUGGUGCCACCUAAACCUCCAUUAUUCACUCAAAGUGAAGAACCCUCUUCUGAUCAAAAUUCAGUCUGGUUCGUUGCUCCUGAUGAAGCUCUUCAAGAGAAAUCCUUACCAGAAUUUCCAGACUCUGGUUUUCAUUCCUCCCUUACAGAACAAGUUCAUUGUUUACAAGUGUCUUUGGAAUUUGAAAAAUGUUCCACAGAGGGCAGUGAAUGUUCCAUAAUGGGGAAUUCCACUGACACAGUCAAAUAUGGCAGGGAGUCAGAUUUAGGGGAUGUUAGUGAAGAAAAUGGUGAAUGGAGUAAGGAAAGCUCAAACAAUGAACAGGAUAAUAGUCUGCUUGAACAGUAUUUAUCUUCAGUUCAACAGCUGGAAGAUGCUGAUGAAAGGACAAAUUUUGAUGAAGGAAUAGGAGAUAGUAAGCUUCACAUAGCUUGUUCCCUGGAAAAAUUAGAUGCCUUGUCUGACAGUGCUUCUGUAGGUGAGACUCAUGGCAUAGCUCCUGCUUUGCAAGAUGAAAUCAGCCAGACACCAGAGAAUUGUAAGCUAGAUGCAGAAGUUCAAGGGCAGCAGCCAGAAUGUGAUCCUACAUUUCAGGUAUUGCAUGUUGGUAUUACUGUGUAGCAUGUCUGGUUGCUUGGGAGGCAGAAAUACACUUUUCUUAAAAAUGUUUUCUGUUUAAUUUUUGUUCAUCAUUUUUGGAGGGGAGUACUUACCCUAAUUCUUUUACUAUUUAUGUAGGAUUUAUGUUCUUGUCUCAUAGUUCCUGAUUCUACAUAAUGAGCUGAGUCUUCAUUUUGAUUCUACUAACCUUUUACUAAGCUUCAAUGUACCAAACAAUAUUUCCACGGAGAACUAUAUGUACUUUCUUUUUUAAUAAUUGAAUUGCAUCAAAGAUGUUUCUUUUAUGUACUCAGAUUAUUUCCUUUAAAAAAUAAACUAGAUUAUCUAAAGAAAAAGAGAAAGUUUUAUCUUCAAGAUAUAAAUAAGAGAAUUUUGAUUCUUUUCUAUAUGAGGAAAUAAUUAGGUAGUAAAGAAUGUAAUU